AUGCAACUGGCGGUUAUGAGAGAUAUGGGUAAUAGCAAAGCGCGAGCUGUAUAUGAAGCAAAUUUGCCUGAAAAUUUUAGGAGACCACAGACAGAUUCAGCACUUGAGACCUUUAUUCGAGCAAAAUAUGAACAGAAACGAUACAUAGCACAUGAAUAUGUCCCGAACAAACCUGAUGUUGAUUCUUUGAUGAAGGAAUUACAAAGACUUGAAUUAAGUCAGAAGAAAAGAUCUAGUGCGGUUAGCUUGAGACCUCCAAUACAACAGCCUGUCAACAGUCAUCAGCAAAACAAAGAAUCCUCACUUAAACCAACUGAAACAAAUAAUAUAAGCAAAACAAAUAACGAUUUCGACCUUUUGGGACUUGAUAGUAUAUCUACUACAGCGGACGGAGGCGAUUUGUUUAGUCAUAUCAGUCCUAACUCAGUAACUUGUGGAAGUCAACAGCAGCGUCUAGCGUUUGGACAAAGCAAGUCAGUCAGCUCACCAGUAGAUACAAGUCAUCAGGAUCAGAAACCUAGAGAUAUAUCAUCUAGUGUGACAUCUGAUCUUCUGGGUUUAGACUUUGGAAGUACUACUUUGGAGCCGAAAAGCCUUCAAGCGCUGGGAAAGAUUCUUCGAUCUCUAAUACGAAGAUAA
This is a messenger RNA of Heterobilharzia americana, 639 nucleotides long. The record is from the annotation of a GenBank genome assembly. Lineage: Eukaryota; Metazoa; Platyhelminthes; Trematoda; Strigeidida; Schistosomatidae.